AGGCUUUAUCUUUUUGUGGCUGUUACAGUGUUUAAGCAUCAAAAUAUUUCAUGUAGACAUAACAAAAUGCCGAAACCCGGGAUCGAACCAGGGACCUUUAGAUCUUCAGUCUAACGCUCUCCCAACUGAGCUAUUUCGGCGACAUGCCAAACACUACUAUCUUGUCACAUUUAUAGAUAAAUUAUGCGAAUAAGAUAUGUGAAUAUAUUUAUUCCUAUAUGACCAGUUAUCAGGCACUUAAAUAGAGGUAAAGCUUCAACCGAUUGUUAGGUUAUCUUUGUUUUUUUAUGGCUCUCGCCAGGCAGCACGUUUCUCACGGUGACGUAAUUUUAACGCCCAUUUUCAGCGCAGUGGCUGCUGGGAAGAGAGGUCAAGAAUCGGUGGCCGUGGAAGACAGGGAUUUACUGCUGCGUAAAGCGCUUUGUAGAACUCACUAAUACGACCCGCUGAACUACUUCAUUAUUCCAAACCAGGCGUGUUCGCUUUGCUUGUCACAAUACAGGAACUAUUAUAAUAGGCUAUCGUCAGUUUUUCAGUAAUUCAGUCGAUACUCUGGCUAUCUGCCGUUAGCUGGCUGGCAGCUGCAUUGUUAUUGUUUUCGCUUCAUUUGGUGGCUAUGUAGACACCAUUCUCCGAAAUUCCCCAGCCGAGGCCGGGGUCCGGGCUGCCUGAGUGAUGUUUUUCUGUCCGUCGCGGGAAGAUGGAUGAAAAGUCCAGCAGCAGCAGCAGCGGCCAGCACCGGCUCCUCAUCGUCCUGCUGAUGGUGUUGUUGUUUGGCGUCAUUAUGAUCCAGUAUGUUUGCCCGAGCGGGUCUGAGUGCCAGAUGCUACACCAGCUGGGGUCCUGGUUUAAGGACGGCGGCGCAACUGGUUCCCAGAGCAGGGGCAAUGAAAUCCAAGACGGGCUCCAAAGGGAUCCGUAUAUCGCAGAAGACGGCGCUCUGGUCCGCUUUGUCCCUCGCUUCAACUUCACCAAGGCCGAUUUAAAUCGUGUUGUUGACUUCAACAUUAAAGGAGACGACGUUAUAGUUUUUCUGCACAUUCAGAAAACAGGUGGCACGACGUUUGGUCGACAUCUGGUCCGAAAUAUUCAGCUGGAGAGGCCCUGUGAGUGUCACGCAGGCCAGAAGAAAUGUACCUGUUACCGGCCAGGUAAAAAGGAGACCUGGCUCUUCUCCCGUUUCUCCACCGGCUGGAGCUGCGGGCUUCACGCAGACUGGACCGAGCUGACCAGCUGCGUCCCGUCACGCAUGGACUCACGAGAGGUUUCAGAGAACCUGCCCAGGAACUAUUAUUAUAUAACCAUCUUAAGAGACCCUGUAUCACGCUAUCUCAGCGAAUGGCGUCACGUGCAACGAGGUGCAACUUGGAAGGCCUCCUUACACGUGUGUGAUGGACGUUCACCAACACUGUCUGAGCUGCCAAGCUGCUACUCGGGAGACGACUGGUCAGGUUGUUCCCUGCAGGAGUUCAUGGACUGCCCCUACAACCUGGCCAACAACCGGCAGACCCGCAUGCUGGCUGAUCUCAGCCUGGUGGGCUGCUACAACGUCUCCGCAAUGAGUGAGGAAGAGCGCUGGGCGGUACUCCUGGAAAGCGCCAAACGUAACCUACGCGGCAUGGCUUUCUUUGGGCUGACCGAGUAUCAGCGAAAGACCCAGUAUCUGUUUGAGCGUACCUUCAGCUUGGAGUUCAUCACACCCUUCACACAGCUCAACGGCACACGAGCCUCCAGUGUUGAGGUGCCUACCGAGACGCAGCGCAGGAUUCUUCAGCUAAACCGAUGGGACGUAGAGCUCUAUGAGUACGCCCGUGACCUUUUUCUGCAGCGUUUCCAGGUGGCGAGGCAGCAGGAGCGCAGGCAGGCCAGGGAGAGGCGGCAGCAGGAGAGGAGGCGGCUCCGUGGAAGGUUCACAACAAAGCAAGGGCGGCAGCUGAAGCCCACAGAAACACCUCGUCAGCAUGACAGACACUCUGCGGUAGUCAAGGAGCAGCAGAGGACGAAGGAUGAUGGAGACAGUGUAGAGGCAGAAAUUCUUCCCUCAGACUGGUGGGAUUUGAAUGAGAACAGCACCAUGGAGGAUUACAUGGACAAUGUGGAGCAGUGGUAGUGACAGGAGUGAGAAGUGGGCAGUCUUAAUAAUAAUAGUGCCAAGUUCUGCCUUGUCUGUUGUUAAUGAAUGCAAAUUAUUUUUAUUAUAUGCCUUCCACUAAAUUUUCUGUUGUGUCACCAUGAACUAUUAAAACAUUUAUUUAUUGAUACUGAUUGUAUUUCUUUGCCAUAACUGACGUUCAUAAUGCAUACAUUUCCUUGACAGACUGAAAGGCCGAUGGAGGUACCUGCAAUCCUGUACCUGUCAUCUGAACUCUUGUAGCUUUGAAUGAGGGGAUGUUUCUUUUUUCUUUGAUGAAAAGAAUCUUUGUUUCUAUAAAUAAUACACUACUGUUUGUGAUUUACAAUCUAAAUGUUUGCCAAAUUGUUGUCUUGUCUGAAAUGUGCACACUUUAAAAUCUACCUGUGAUUUUCAAUGUCUUUCAAGUAACAGAAAAGGAGAAUGAAAGUUUCAUAGAUACCUCAAUGUGUAGCAUUAAGUGCUAAUAUUGUCUGAGUUUUUAUAUAAAAUGCUUUUACAUUCA
This is a messenger RNA of Scatophagus argus, 2636 nucleotides long. It is a transcript of the gene hs6st2, whose product is annotated as heparan sulfate 6-O-sulfotransferase 2. Gene Ontology annotation, cellular component: membrane. Gene Ontology annotation, molecular function: heparan sulfate 6-sulfotransferase activity. The transcript is spliced from 2 exons. The coding region runs from base 701 to 2110 and encodes 469 amino acids. The record is from RefSeq and is a predicted model, not a curated record. NCBI's taxonomy places the organism in Eukaryota, Metazoa, Chordata, Actinopteri, Scatophagidae.